Messenger RNA from Siniperca chuatsi (mandarin fish), 7173 nucleotides. Its product is annotated as peroxidasin. Gene Ontology annotation, biological process: response to oxidative stress. Lineage: Eukaryota; Metazoa; Chordata; Actinopteri; Centrarchiformes; Sinipercidae. Bases 81 to 4520 code for a protein of 1479 amino acids. The transcript is spliced from 23 exons. The record is from RefSeq and is a predicted model, not a curated record. Gene Ontology annotation, molecular function: peroxidase activity; protein binding; heme binding.
CUCCCAGUUGAGCUAACUUGCCGUUAGUCUGUGAGAGGGGCAGCUGGCGGUCUCUUCUCUGCUCGGCUCACUAGCUAGCAAUGGCGCUGCGGGCUGGCCACCUCUGCUCUCCGUGUCUACUCGCGGCGGCUUUGUUAAUGCUUGCUAGCGGGCCACAGUUUGUAAUUUGUUGUCCGAGUCGCUGUUUAUGUUUCCGAACCACCGUGAGAUGUAUGCAUCUAAACUUGGAAGCCGUACCAGCAGUUUCUCAUCAGACUACCAUUCUAGAUCUGAGGUUCAACAAAAUCAAGGAUUUACAACCAGGUUCCUUCAGACGAUUAAAGAACCUCAACACACUCCUCCUCAACAACAAUCAUAUACGAAGGAUCCCCAGGGGGGCAUUUGAAGACUUGGAAAACCUCAAAUAUCUCUAUUUGUACAAGAAUGAAAUCCAAUCAAUUGACAGACAAGCAUUUAAGGGGCUUGUCUCUCUUGAGCAACUGUACCUGCACUUCAACAACAUUGAGUCUUUGGAACCAGAAUCAUUCACUCACCUACCAAAGCUGGAACGACUGUUUUUGCACAACAACAGAAUCACCCAGCUAGUCCCGGGAACCUUCUCUCAUCUUCAGGCCAUGAAGCGAUUGCGACUGGAUUCCAAUGCAUUAAACUGUGACUGUGAGCUGCUGUGGCUGGCUGACCUGCUGAAGCAGUAUGCUGAGUCGGGCAAUGCCCAGGCUGCUGCCACCUGCGACUACCCCAGCCGCCUGCAGGGCAGAUCGGUGGCAACACUCACCGCUGAGGAGCUCAACUGUGAGGUACCCAGGAUCACCUCAGAGCCCCAGGAUGUUGAUGUUACGUCAGGGAACACUGUCUACUUCACUUGUAGGGCCGAAGGCAAUCCUAAACCACAGAUCAUCUGGCUCAGGAACAACAAUGCUCUAAACAUGCGUGAUGACAGUCGUCUGAACCUGCUGGAAGACGGGACACUGAUGAUCCAAGACACCAGGGAGACGGACCAGGGAGUCUACCAAUGCAUGGCCAAAAACGUGGCCGGGGAGGUCAAGACUUCACAGGUCACACUGCGAUAUUUUGGAGCCCCCUCACGGCCGAGUUUUGUGAUCCAGCCCCAGAACACUGAGGUGCUGGUGGGAGAGAGUGUGACCCUGGAGUGCAGUGCCACAGGCCAACCGCAGCCCCGGGUCUCCUGGACAAAGGGCGAUCGGACACCCCUGCCCAACGAUGCUCGCAUCAACAUCACCCCCUCCGGAGGGCUUUAUAUCCAGAACGUGGUCCAGGCUGAUGGGGGACAGUAUACCUGUUUUGCUUCCAAUAAUGUUGAUACCAUACACGCUACAGCGUAUAUCAUUGUACAAGCGAUCCCCCACUUCACUGUCACGCCACAGGACCAGUCAGUCCUGGAGGGUCACACGGUGGACUUCCCCUGCGAGGCAAGUGGUUACCCCCAGCCGGUCAUUGCCUGGACACGUGGGGGCAGUCCAUUACCCCUAGACCGCCGUCACAUGGUUCUGUCUUCCGGUACUCUCCGCAUCACUCGGGUUGCAGCCCAUGACGAGGGCCAGUAUGAGUGCCAGGCGGUCAGCCCUGUGGGGACUGUGCGCACCGCUGUGCAGCUCAGCAUCCAGCAGAGAGUAACGCCUGUUUUCACAAAUGCUCCAAGGGACCUGACGGUGGAGUCUGGCCAGGAUGUCCAGAUUCCCUGCAGCGCUCAGGGCCAGCCACAACCUGUCCUCACCUGGAACAAGGAUGGUGUGCAGGUGACAGAGAGUGGCAAGUUCCACAUCAGCCCCGAGGGUUAUCUGGAGGUGAAGGACGUGGGCACUGCUGAUGCUGGACGCUACGAGUGUGUGGCCCGCAAUCCCAUCGGCUACCAGGUUGCUAGCAUGGUGCUUACUGUCACAGUUCCUGCGGUCAGCAGAGAGGGGGACACCUUUGUGAGCACGUCCAUAGAGCAGGCCAUUCGAAAUGUGGACAGUGCUAUUGAGUCAACGAGGAGACGUCUCUUUGAUGGUCAGCCUCGUACCCCAGGAGAAUUGCUAGCUCUUUUCCGGUAUCCACGGGACCCCUACACAGUGGAGCAGGCACGUGCCGGGGAGAUCUUCGAGCAGACUCUUCUGCUCAUCCAGAACCACGUCAACCAGGGUCUCAUGGUCGACACCAACGGCACUGCAUUUCGCUACAACGACCUGGUGUCCCCUCACUUUCUGGAUGUGAUUGCCAACCUGUCUGGUUGCACAGCCCACCGCCGCUUCAACAACUGCUCUGACAUUUGCUUCCACCAGAAGUACCGUAGCCACGACGGGACCUGCAACAACCUGCAGCACCCUAUGUGGGGCGCCUCACUCACUGCCUUCGAACGGCUCCUGAAGUCAGUCUAUGAUAACGGCUUUAACCUGCCUAGAGGUGCUACUGAGCGGCUGCAUAAUGGAUACAGGUUGCCUCUGCCGAGGCUGGUGUCCACCACCAUGAUUGGAACAGAGACCAUCACUCCUGAUGACCGCUACACUCACAUGCUGAUGCAGUGGGGUCAGUUCCUAGACCACGACUUGGACUCAACAGUGGCGGCCCUCAGCCAGUCCCGGUUCUCUGACGGCCAACUGUGCACUCAGGUCUGCACCAAUGAUCCACCAUGCUUCCCAAUCCAGUUUCCACCCAAUGACCCACGGCAGCUCCGAAGUGGUGCCCGCUGCAUGUUCUUCGUCAGAUCCAGCCCUGUGUGCGGCAGUGGGAUGACUUCUCUUCUCAUGAACAGCGUUUAUCCAAGAGAGCAAAUCAAUCAGCUGACCUCUUACAUCGAUGCUUCAAAUGUCUACGGCAGCUCACGGCAUGAAUCUGAGGAAAUCCGCGAUUUGGCCAGCCAAAGGGGUCUUCUACGCCAAGGCAUCAUCCAGCGAACAGGGAAGCCACUUUUGCCAUUUGCUACCGGACCACCCACUGAGUGUAUGAGGGAUGAAAAUGAGAGUCCAAUCCCGUGUUUCUUAGCUGGAGAUCACCGUGCCAAUGAGCAGCUUGGUCUGACCGCCAUGCACACGGUGUGGUUCAGGGAACACAACCGCAUAGCCACAGAGCUACUGAGACUGAACCCCCACUGGGACGGGGACACCAUCUACCAUGAGGCCAGGAAGAUAGUUGGGGCCCAGAUGCAGCACAUCACAUACAAUCACUGGUUGCCAAAGAUCCUGGGUGAGGCAGGCAUGAAGAUGAUGGGGCCAUACACUGGUUACGACCCCAAUAUUAACGCCGGCAUCCUCAGUGCUUUCGCCACUGCUGCUUUCCGCUUCGGGCACACCCUCAUCAACCCAAUCCUCUACAGGUUAGACGAGGACUUUCAGCCUAUCCCCCAGGGACACAUCUCUCUGCACCGGGCCUUCUUCUCCCCAUUCCGCAUCGUGAAUGAGGGUGGCAUUGACCCACUCCUUCGUGGGCUCUUUGGUGUCGCUGGUAAAAUGCGGGUUUCCACACAGCUGCUGAAUACGGAGCUGACAGAGAGGUUGUUCUCCAUGGCUCACGCUGUGGCUCUGGACCUAGCUGCCAUGAAUAUACAGAGAGGAAGGGAUCAUGGCAUACCACCGUAUAAUGAUUACAGGACCUUCUGUAACCUGACCUCAGCUCAGACGUUUGAUGAUUUGAGGAAUGAAAUUAAGAAUCCUAGUGUCAGAGAGAAACUGCAGAGACUUUAUGGCAUUCCCCUGAACAUCGACCUGUUCCCUGCACUGAUGGCUGAAGACCUGGUCCCUGGCAGUAGAGUGGGGCCCACCCUCAUGUGUCUGCUGGCAACUCAGUUCAAACGCCUGCGGGAUGGAGACAGGUUCUGGUAUGAAAACCCGGGGGUGUUCACUCCUUCUCAGCUGACCCAGUUGAAGCAGGCCUCUCUGACACGAGUGCUGUGUGACAAUGGGGACAACAUCACACGCGUCCAGCAGGACGUCUUCAGGGUGGCCGAGCUGCCCCAUGGCUACGGCAGCUGUGACGACAUCCCUCAUAUCGACCUGCGCAUGUGGCAGGACUGCUGUGAAGACUGCAGAACCAAGGGUCAGUUCAACGCCCUGUCAUACCACUUUAGAGGACGCAGAUCAGCUGAGCACAGCUACAAAGAGGAUAGACCUGCCAACAGCAUCCAGGAGAACAGCCCAGUGGACGAAGCUGUAGAAAGUCUUGUAAAUGUUACUGUGACCUCCAAAAAAAGCACUGAACCCUCAAUCAGCGACUUCCAGGACUUUGUCUCCGACAUGCAGAAGACAAUCACAAGUUUACGAAAGCAAAUUAAAAGACUUGAGACCCGUCUGAGCAAGACUGACUGCACUGACAGUGAGGGACGUGAGCGAACAGAUGGAGAACGGUGGAAAAAGGACUCCUGCACCAUAUGUGAAUGCAGAGAUGCCCAGGUGACGUGCUUUGUGGAGUCUUGUCCACUAGCCGAGUGCAAACGGCCCGUCAAGCUAAAAGGCGCCUGCUGCCCGGUGUGCCUUGAACAGGCAGAUGUUGAGGAGCGGCACAAAGCAGACGCCCGCCACGAAUAACCCUCAGGACCCCCCCGACAAACACAUUCUAGUGGCUCAAAGUCAUACACUCACACACAGACAUCCAGAGAGAAGAUGAGACUCAUGAAGGUGUGCUAAUCCACAGCCACCAAUAGCCUCGAUAGACCCAAUAGCCUCAGUUUUUGUUUUGUUUCAUUUUGUAUUCCUUUGUGUUGAUCAGGGGAGGGGGGUGAUUUUUCUUUUCUUUUUGGAUUGUUGCCCCAUGCAGGGUCAGCAGCCUGAGGCUCGGUUUGAAAUCCUCUGGCAACCAGCGAGCGAUCACUAAAUGGAUUUAUUUCUGAAUCAACGGGUGGAUGGAUGGAUGAAUGGGUGGAUUGUAAACAAGAGGGACACACCUCUUCUCCUUGCUCGGAGUCCACUGAGGCUUCUGAAAUGUAACAAACAGCUACUGUGUUUGCUCUCCUGCGACUAACACUUGGUGACAAAACGCAGGGCCACUUGUCGCCAACAAGCAGGAAAGGGAAGUAGAUUGAAAGGCAGCAGCCAUUUUGUUUUCUCACAAAAGUUUCUCAGGUUAGAGAUGCCGAAAACUGGUGCUAUUUCCCCCCUUUUUUAUUAAUGAAUUAAUCACUAAAUACAAACCUUCAAAGUAUUGUCUUUUGUAUGCAAAGCAACUUAUAUACACUCAGUAUAUGCCUGUUUAUGAUAAAUCACAGUUGAGAGGAUGGUUUUAUUGAAACUAAAAGACUUUUUAUGAAUAGAUUUACUUCAUCUUUUAAUCCAAGGUGCUUUAUAUCAUGUUAUGAAUAUGUAUUUUUUUUCCUCCCUUUUUGUAUAAAAAUGCUUACAUAUGAAGAUAAUGUGAAGCCCUACGAAAAUGUUUGUAAUGCAAAAGAGAUGUCUACUGAUUACUGCUCCUCUAUUCAUGGACGACUUGUUAGUUAACUUACUUAUUGUCUCUGCUGGCCUGUCCUGAACUUGAGUGAGGUGGAGCCGUGUAGCGCUCCCCAUUGCAGGACACUCAAACCAGCUCUUGCACUGUGGUGCGCCUUUCCAAGUUUCAUUUUGCUUUCAGAAAGCAGUGAAAGAAUAUCCAUUUUUACCACUGUAAUGUUGUGAACAUUGUCCCAGUUUUUUCCUCAGUCUUCUAAAGCCAAAUGUAUGAUUUAGUAACUUCUAAAAUGACAUAGAAAGCACAUGUCUAUCUAUGAAACUAUGUAUGAAUGUUGUUAUGAGGUCAGGAUUUAGCCUAGCUAGCUACCUAGUUCUACACACAGCAGUAUUCUCCUUCUGGCCUGCUCACAGUUUUGUUUGUUUUUUUGUUCAUUUAUAGUCUUUCGUCCACAGACUACACACAAUUGAAGGACUGUUAUCAUACCUGUUGACUGUUCUUCUCUGCUGUUGUGGACCUGCAGCUCUCUAGCUCCAGUUUAGGAUACGCUUGCAUGCAUUCUUUUGUCAAGCAUCCACUCUGACGUCACCUUUUCCUUCUUUUAAGUUUUUGCUCAUGUGUGUUCAGUGUUUGGAUAUUACCCCCCUGUGAGUACCGUCUUCAGUGUUGAUAUAGGUUGGGAAUGCUCGCCCUGAACAUGUUUCUUUGCCAUGUUAAAGAUUUUGAGACUGGGGUGACGUCUUUCAGCAGAGCAUGUGUGGAGCGCAGGCUUCUCUAGCCCGCUGACCCUCAUUCCACUGUAAUGGAAGCCAUAUGAGAGGGGAAGCAAGGGUAAUGCUGGGGGAUGGGUGCUGAUGAUUGGGAUACAGUGUCAAUCAAAACAAGUCUCCACCAUUUUGCAAUUGUGAGACAGAUUUACGCCACUGACUCCUGUCAGCUGGCCUUACACAUGUACUGUACAUAGACAAAUGCCACUCAUUGUGCCCCAUGCACUGGCUCACUUAGUGUAACAUAAGUCAAGUUUUUGUUUUCCUGUUUUGCUUUUGUCCUAAUUAUGGUGAAGCGGCUGCAGCUGCAGUGUCCCUUUCCAUUGUUUUCUUUAUGUGGUAACGUCCUGAGCAAGCAUCUGUCACUAAACAGAAAUAAUACUCUCCGGAAUGUUCCGUUCAGGAUUCCAGAUGGAUUACGGGGCUGGCAGUCACACUGGUAAAUUGGUAUCAUAUCAUAUGUUUAAAUAUACUGGACAGGUUUGUACGUCAAACUGUGUGUUUACAGUUGUGUAUUUUUCUCCCCAUUACUUUCUGAUUGUGGUUCCUCCAACAAUGCCUGUAUGUACACAUCCUAUUCAUGUGCUCCAAUGUGUGUAUGUAAUACCGAAUUUAGUAUUUUGACCUGUUUUUCAUAAACUUUGUGUAUGAAUGAGUGUGUGUGUGUGUGUGUGUGUCUGUCUCAUUAACAGGCUAAAAUGCAUUUUGGCGUCCCAAAGUUUGGCUGUCAAAGCACUGUGAGCUCUCUUUGUUACCAAUCUUUAUACACAUAUAUCUGUUGUAUUAGUUCGUUUUUAUUUUCAUCAUAGUUUCCUCUCUUUUUAUUUCCACCCAAAAAACUAAAUGUCAAUGGAAUGCACUACUCUGCAAGACUAAACAUGCUUUACCUACACUGUCCCUUAACCAGUGGUCAAUGUGGAUAUAAUAGUACCUAUCAUGACAUUUGUAUUGUACGUUUGCCAAAGAAUGGUUUGCACUGUAAUGUAUGCCUCUCGACAGUAAUAAUAAACAAAUAAGCCACAUUUGAAUUACA